AACGUCACUUGGCUCCUUCAAUUUUUCAACAACGCACAAAAAUCUUUAAGCACAACAUUCUGCAGCAGCAUUAACAGCUAUACAGUACAACUAGAAAAUACUUUGAACUUAUUUUAAAAGAAAAAAAAAGUGCGAAAUAAAUAAAAAAAGAAAAAAAAAAUGUUUUAACUAGCAAAGGACAAACACACAUCAUUUUCACGAAGCAAACCUAAAAUUGCACAACCAAAAGAGACGAAACACAAGCAAAUUUUCAAAACGCAGAGACGAAAUUAAAAAAAAAACGAAUGCAAUUAGUGAUAACUUGAAUAACCAGUGAAAAUCAGAGAUAUUUUUUGUUCAAUUUUUUUUUGUUGUGAUUACGUUGAGUAUGCAAAAAUACAUUUAUUUUGAAAAGUGUGAAGUGAUUCUAAUUUUUCAAUUCGAAAAGGGGCUUUUAAUUCGAGACUAAUUCUUUUUCUUCGAUUACAUUUUGUAUGGAAAUAAAGUUGUGAAUUUGUCUCUAUUUGACAAUAUUGGUCAAAUGAAAAAGGUUCUAUACAAAAAUCAUCAGCUACAAUCUCGGUGUGAGAGGCGUUCCAAAAUUUUAUUUGAACUGAAUAAUUUCGUGUUGAAUGUUCAUCCAUAAUAUCGCCAUCGAUUAUCAUCAUCAUCACCAUCAGUCUUAGUGCCUUCCAUAUUAAAUAUAUUUGAUACAAACGCAACACAUUAGCUUUAAUCAUUUGAGAGGAGAAAAAAAGAGAGAGGAAAACAAACAAUCACCUAUCACAAUUAUACAGUGUCUAGGAUGAAAUAAACGAGAAACGCAAUUCAAUUGCAAAAUUUAAAAACAAAAUACAAAAACAUCAUACACAAUUUUGAUUAGGUGGAUCAUUCAAUGUCAAUCAAUGUGGAUAAAAUGGAUCCGAAACACAAUAAUUCUAUGCGCAAGUCAAAGCCAGUGAUGAAACGGCGUAAGAAACUUUCAACGGCUAGUGAUUUAUCGAGUGAUUCAUUAUCACCAAAGAAACGUCCACCGAACGGUUAUGGUCACAAUGAUUAUCGAUCAUCACCAGAGACCACAUUUAGUUCAUCGUAUCACAAUAUUUUACCAGAUUCGAUGAAUGGAUUAUCUGUAAACGGCACCAGCACAACAAACCGCCAUCAUCACAUUGAUGGUGCAAAUUAUUUUUCUGAAACGAUUAACGGCGAUUCAAAUCGAAAAGAGAUUGUUAGUCAAAAUGGUUUGGUUCGAUCGAUGGGUAGUGAUUCGUCCAGCCAUACGGUCAUCGUGAAUCGUCAUCGAUACGAUGACAGUGAUAGUGCAUCUAGUGUUACUAGAAGUAUUGAUGGUGCCAGCAGCAGUGGUGAUGGUACUGUAGGUCAUCGUCAACCACGUACACCCGAAGAUUUCUAUUUGUUUUGUCAGUUUAUUUUAGAAUAUGAAAACUAUGGAGAUGAAUACAGUCAGGAUGCUUUACGAAGCUCAAACCAUAGUCCAUUGGAUAGUACGGGAAGUGCGACCGAGUCGACAACUAGCAGCGCUGUGAAUGAAGAUGAAUCGAAUCAUGCGAUUCCAAUUGUUGACACAACAACAAAAGAUUUAGAUACAAAUGAUUUAAACGGUACGAAUGUGAUGUUGAAUGAUACAAGUACGGACGAUGUGACAAAAUCAUUGGAAAGCACCAUUGAUGCAUCGUCAACAAACGAAGAUGAUGACUCCGAUAUCGAUGCCGAUUCGUACAAUUUGAUAACAUGUUAUUGUGGUAAACCGUAUGCAGCACGACCGAUGAUUGAAUGUUCGCAGUGUUUAACGUGGUUGCAUUUGUCGUGUGCAAAAAUCAAGCGUAAAAAUAUUCCGGACAUUUUUAUAUGUGUAAAAUGUGCAAAAACCACUGGUCAACAGUCUUCAAUGACACAACAGUCAAUGCCAAAUCAUCCCAAAGAUCUUCAAUCAAAUGAGCAGCCAAAAGAGAAUAAUCGUUCCAAAAAAUCAACCGCAUUAACGACUGCGUCACAAACGCGUUCCGAUAAAUUAGAGAAUAAUAUACUGCAACCGCUCAAUGUGAGCGCUACCGCAUACGAAACAGGUGCUAAUAAUUUAGACAACAUAAAACAAACCACAUCGACUGUUUCAAACAUUGCCGUCAAGUACAAAUAGAAAGAAUUACAGAUACAGGCGGACAGGCAGGGCAAAUUCUCAAAUGCAAGCGCAAAUUCAAUUUGCAAAAUAAACACUGAAUGACGGCAGCAACGAUAUUUUUUUUUGAUACAUUUCCGUGACAACAUACACGCACCGAAAAGAAAAGAGAAACACACAUUCACCAAGAUAAAAAAGAUUCGCGCAAUCAAAAUGCGUAUAACUUUGUUUUUUUUUUCUUUUAUAUUGAUAUAGGGCAAAUCCUUAAACAGCCAUUCUUUUGUUUUCUUUUUCUAAAAAGGGGAUAUUUCAUGAAAUUUACAUGAUAUGUACAUAAAUUAUACAUACAUUUUUAUUUUGUUUAUACGAAAACAAUUUCUUUUUUCUAAAAAAAAUAUUCAUAUUACAAAAGAAAAAAAAACACUUUAAUGAUAUUGGCUAAUGAUUAAAAAAAGAAGUCUCCAAAAACCAAUGGACGAUAAUAAUGUAAGUGGCAAAGAUUAUGAAUUUUCGAGAGAAAUAUAAAAAUAACAACACGAAAGUUACAUUUAAACAAGAAAUUGAUGUUAAGCAUUAAAGUCAGAUUUUCAUUUUCUUGAAUGGACAAUUGAAUAUUAAUUCAGAGUAUAGAAUUUAGUGAGAGAUCUAUGUUAAACAGUCUAUGAUAAAAAUUCGAAUAUAAAUCGAAUGAGGAUGAAAAAUAAAAUAUAGAUCACUAUUUUCGUACGUUCUUAAGUCAAAUAUUAUUAAGUGAGAAACGAACUUUUUGUAAAAAUUAAUUUGUUACCAUUUAAAUGAAAAAUACAGAUAAAAGUUAAAGAAAAGUUAACAAUCA
This is a messenger RNA of Contarinia nasturtii (swede midge), 2951 nucleotides long. Its product is annotated as PHD finger protein 23B-like. Bases 875 to 2137 code for a protein of 420 amino acids. NCBI's taxonomy places the organism in Eukaryota, Metazoa, Arthropoda, Insecta, Diptera, Cecidomyiidae. The record is from RefSeq and is a predicted model, not a curated record. The transcript has 5 exons.